AUGCCAGCAUCUAAUCCUAGCCCUCCGCGUCCAUCCAAAUGCCUGCCAGAGAAGCAGUUCUUUCUUCGCGACUCCAUCCUUACUGACCUCUUCCACGUGUCGCACAUCCGCAGCGUCUACCAUAUUUUCGUGGCCAUCAUGAUAAUUUUUUUCCUUAACACCACAAUGAAUGACUUCCUUGAAAAGGGAGGUGUAGUGCACACCUAUCACUUCGAGCUGUUUGUUUGGGUGUUCGGCGGCGUCCGUGACGUUCUUUUCGCUUGGUUUCUAAUGCAGAUCACCACGCUCCUGGUACCUUAUACCGGGUUUUCUGCCUGGCUGAUACUGCGAGAGCAGGUGAUGCACUACGAUCAACAAACCUCCAUCCCUCAAAAGCAGGUCGAGCCCGAGGAAUCCGAUUGCAACAAUCAUAAGCCAACCAGUAGCGUAGCUAUGCCUGCGCAGACUAGCGGUGAGCAAGGCCUAUCAGACAAACGUACUGGCUCUCUUUUAAACAGGCUGCUCAAACAAGACCUAUUGAAGACUCGCUGCGUUAACUAUUUUGCCCUGCUUUGCUACAUUGUCUAUCAGGUAGCUACUACAAGUACACCUAACUAG
Messenger RNA from Protopolystoma xenopodis, 597 nucleotides. Lineage: Eukaryota; Metazoa; Platyhelminthes; Monogenea; Polystomatidea; Polystomatidae. The record is from the annotation of a GenBank genome assembly.